Molecule: messenger RNA, 551 nt
Organism: Trichomonas vaginalis G3
Lineage: Eukaryota; Parabasalia; Trichomonadida; Trichomonadidae
Exons: 1
Source: RefSeq, a predicted model, not a curated record
AUGGAAACAUUAGCUGGAGUGUUAAAUGCUCUCAUAAAUACUACAAUAAACAAGGAUAACGGAGAAAACUUAAUGAAUGUUAAACUUAUUGCAGGAGUUUUGAAGUUCAGUUAUGCGAAAGAGUUUAAGAUACCAAGAAUGAGUCAUAGAGUACAACUUCUUUUGGGAGCAUACCAUAUGACAUUUCCUUUGAAAAGUGUUGACAAAACGAUUGAGAUGAAAUCUGUUCCAUACGUAUGUUAUGGUAAUUGUUUGUACAUUGAGUCUAAAAUAGCUAAUGUCACAGGCAUUUCAGGAGUUAAUAGUAAAGGUUCAGUAGAAUAUAAAUCCUUCUGUUAUGCAGUCAAUUCAAUGUUCAUUCCAAACGUUCCUGUCAUAGCAACUCAUUUAGGUAAAUGGGUUCGCAUUAGUCCUCAUAAUUUGAAAGACAUGCAAUUCAGACUUGUUGACUUUCAAGGAGAGCCUGUAGAACUGAAGGCACCAGUGCGAAUGACUGUUGAAGUUGACUUUUUAGAAAAUAUUAAAUGCAACAGCUUACAAGAGAACUCAGA